AUGGCAUCCCAACACCCCUACGGAGGAUGGAGGAAUUGGCAGUUUUACCCUUUUUAUACAAAAUUGAGAAACAUUGUUCUGCAUGAAGUAAGGUCUGCUUUUCUGUUUGUAUUUCAGGGAACAGCAUGGAUUGGGGUGGUUGAUGAUGGUGGUGAAGUAGCUACCACCUACAAUGUCACAGCUGGCCAGGUGAUCUUCUUCCCUAAAAAUACACUACACUGGAUAAAAAAUGUGGGCAAUGAAGACUGCUUUUUCUUGCUCUUCUUCUCAACACAUGAUGAACUUCAGACUCUGGACAUUGAUGAUGUAUUCUUUUCUACGCCUGAAGAUAUUGCUUCCAGGUCACUUAAGCCUGAAGGUGGAAUUGAUUUCAUUAGAAAAUUCCAUAAACAAGCAGAAGAUCAAGGAGUCAAUCUUCCUCCCAACUUGGCAGAACUGGUUACAAAUGUUAGUUAUGGACAAUCUCCUGAUAGCCUUGUAUGGAGAUACUUUUUUGACCUUAAAGGUUCAAAAGAAUAUCAAUUUCCAGGAGGAGUAAUACAACAGGCACAAUAUUGGAAGAAUGGAAGUGAAUUAAGUAACAAUGAAAAAAUUUUCAGUGAAUUUCUACAUCAGCAUCAAAAUGCCCUGGCCUUGAGUACACUCAGAAUUUAUAACAAUGGAUUACGACAGCCGCAUUUUCAUUUUAAUGCAAAUGAAAUGGGAUAUGUAUUAAGUGGAUGUGGGAAGGUAGGCAUUGUCAGUGCACAGAGUACAAUGGAGUUUAAUAUCCAUAUUGGAGAUGUGGUAUUUUUCCCUACUGGAGCCCAGCAUUAUAUUAAGAACACAUGUGAUGAGGAUUUGCUCUUUGUGCUCGCCUUCAGUACUGGAGAUCAGCUGCAAACUCUUGACAUGGAUGAUUAUCUCCAAGCCACUGCAGACCACAUCUUGGCUCAGCUUUUCUUCAGGAAGCAAAGUGAAUUUAAGAAGAUCCCCAAAUUCAAGGAAGACCAGGCAAUCAACCUGCCUUAGUUACUGAUGAGUUUAUAUCUAUUAUUCUUCAUUGCUUAUUGUGGUUAAAGAAGGACCACUGGCUAAUGGACUGGACGCUCUUAAAAAGAUAAUGGGACAUCAAGCACAGAGUAUCCCUGGGGCCUCUUAGUUGAUAGUGAUUACAGACAAUUCACACUCAGGGAACAUGUGUGGAGAAGAACUGACAAAUUUAUGUAUUUUUUUAUGGAUUGAGUAUUUUUAUAUUUGUAAAUUUGCUAUUUUUAUGUUGUUAUUUCACAUUUAUUCUAAAUAUAAA
Messenger RNA from Dipodomys ordii (Ord's kangaroo rat), 1288 nucleotides. RefSeq lists its product as uncharacterized. Bases 1 to 1011 code for a protein of 336 amino acids. The transcript has 7 exons. The record is from RefSeq and is a predicted model, not a curated record. Gene Ontology annotation, biological process: activation of protein kinase B activity. Lineage: Eukaryota; Metazoa; Chordata; Mammalia; Rodentia; Heteromyidae. Gene Ontology annotation, cellular component: Golgi apparatus; plasma membrane.